This is a messenger RNA of Armigeres subalbatus, 4704 nucleotides long. RefSeq names its product multidrug resistance-associated protein 1-like. Bases 104 to 4609 code for a protein of 1501 amino acids. Gene Ontology annotation, molecular function: ATP binding; ABC-type transporter activity; ATP hydrolysis activity. The transcript has 7 exons. NCBI's taxonomy places the organism in Eukaryota, Metazoa, Arthropoda, Insecta, Diptera, Culicidae. Gene Ontology annotation, cellular component: membrane. The record is from RefSeq and is a predicted model, not a curated record. Gene Ontology annotation, biological process: transmembrane transport.
CGCGCGGAAUCGCCUUUUAAGCGGAAUUGUACUUCGACAGUUGAUAUUUGAAUCAGAACAAGACGAAGAAGUGAAGACAUCAUCGUGUGUUGGACAAUAUUAGAUGUCCUUUGAGGAAUUUUGUGGUGGUCCCUUCUGGGACGGCCAGCUGGAAUGGCAAGAUAGCAAUCCGGACUUGACAUUCUGCUUCCAGCGUGUUGCACUUCAAUGGAUUCCUUGCUUCUUCCUGAUCGUCUUCUCCUUGUAUGAAGUCUACAAAUUCGGCACCAGCCGUUACCGAGAUAUACCAUGGAAUUGGUACAAUCUCUCAAAGAUGCUGGUCACAUUCACGUUGAUGUGCAUGAAUUGGAUCGAUCUGGGAAUGGUUGUGACCUACAAGGACGAGCAAGGAUUGUUCGACGUUCAAAUCGUGACUGCGAUAUUGAAUGCCAUUUCUUAUAUCGUUUUAUUGGUAUUGAUGUACUUCCAACGAAGAUACGGCAUAAGAAGUUCCGGAACAGUGUUCAUUUUCUGGUUCAUGCGGAUGUUCUUCGGUAUCCUGCAGCUUCGAACGGAAAUACAAAAUAAGGAAAUUCGAGGUGAAGUAACAGGCGAUGGUGUCAACUUUUGGGAGUUCCAGUACGUCAGCUACUGCAUCCAAUAUGCUUUCAUCUGUUUGGUGUUGGUCGCAGAAUUGUUCCCGGAUAAGGAACCACAGUACAGUGAUUACCCGGAGUCAAAGAAUCCAAGCCCUGAAUUACGGUCCAGCUAUUUCGUUCGGCUGUUUUUCGCGUAUUUUGACUCGUUUUCGUGGCGCGGUUUCCGCAAUCCGCUCACCACUGAUGACAUGUACGACAUCAAUCCCCAGGAUGCGUCCCGAGAAUUAGUGCCACCAUUCGAUAAAUAUUGGUACGAGAGCGUGGAAAAAGGCCGUCAUAAACAAAUUGCCACUGACAAAAAGGCUGGAAAGACAAACGUCCAAUACAAGCCACACGCGGAAACCAAUGGGUCCGUAUUGCCUGCCAUCGUCAAAGCUUACGGUGCGCCAUUUUGGUUUGCGGGUUUGUAUCAGCUGGCCAUCGCAGGACUACAGUUUGCCAACCCCUAUCUUAUGCAGGAACUUAUGAAAUGGGUUGCCCUGGAUGGCCCAGAUUGGCAAGGAAUCAUACUGACAUUCGGAUUGUUUGCAGCAUCUUUACUGGUGGCGUUAUUCAACGGGCAGUACUACUACAACACAUUCCUGACUGGAUUCCGUAUUCGUACCGGUCUAAUCAGCGGCAUCUACCGCAAGGCACUUAGAAUAUCCAGCUUUGCAAAGAAAGAUACUACCGUGGGUGAGAUUGUCAAUCUGAUGGCGGUCGAUGCGCAGCGGUUUUUUGAAUUGACUUCUUACCUGCAUGUCCUCUGGUCGGCUCCAUUGAUGAUCGCCCUCUGCAUCUAUCUGCUAUACGACUACCUGGGUGUUGCCGUAUUUGCCGGUCUUGGUGUUAUGAUUUUGAUGACCCCGGUAACCGGUUUUGUAUCCACUCAGUUGCGUGAUCUCCAGGUUGACCAGAUGAAGAUCAAGGACGAUCGCGUGAAGAAGAUGAACGAGAUUCUUGGUGGAAUCAAGGUGCUCAAAUUGUACGCAUGGGAAAAAAGUUUCCAGGACUCUAUUCUGGAAGUGCGAGAUAAGGAAAUCGGAAUUCUGAAAAAGAUGGCGUACUACGGAGCUGGAAUUUUUUUCACCUUUACCAUAGCCCCAUUCCUCGUAACUUUAGUUUCCUUUGCCGUGUACAUUUUCAUGGAUGAAAACAAUCAUCUGGAUGCUCAAACGGCCUUCGUUUCCUUGGCCUUGUUCAAUAUUCUACGAGUUCCUUUGGGAUGGCUUCCAAUGAUGGUGACUUUCGCGAUGCAGGCUUGGGUGUCGAUUAAGCGUAUCGACAAGUUUAUGAACAGCGCCGAGCUUGACCCAAAUAAUGUGACACAUCACAAGAGUGACAAAGCAUUGUACAUCAAGGACGGUACAUUUUCCUGGGGAGAAGAUUCGCCAACGCUGAAGAACAUUCAUUUGUCUUUAAUGAAGGGGCAGUUGUCGGCAAUUGUUGGCGGUGUUGGAACGGGAAAGAGUUCGCUCAUUAGUGCCCUGCUUGGUGAAAUGGAAAAGAUCAGUGGUUCGGUGAAUACGGACGGUACGAUCGCUUAUGUCCCGCAGCAAGCUUGGAUUCAAAAUGCUACGCUUCGCGACAACAUCUUAUUCGGGAGAAAGUAUGACCAAAAAAAGUACGACCGUGUUAUCGAAUGUUGUGCCUUGAAACCAGAUCUUGAUAUGCUACCGGGUGGUGAUUCUACUGAAAUCGGUGAAAAGGGUAUCAACUUGUCUGGUGGACAGAAGCAAAGAGUUUCCUUGGCCCGAGCUGUCUACGCAGACGCGGAUAUUUACCUUUUUGAUGAUCCUCUGAGUGCGGUUGAUGCUCAUGUAGGAAAGCACAUCUUUGAAAAGGUUAUUGGUCCACAAGGUAUUCUGAGUGGCAGAUCACGUUUACUGGUGACACACGGAAUUUCGUUCUUGCCGCAAGUGGAGGAAAUUUUCGUUGUAAAGGAAGGAGAGAUUUCGGAAAGUGGAUCAUACCAGCAGUUGCUGGAUCAGAAGGGUGCCUUUGCAGAGUUCCUCACUCAACACAUUCAAGAUUUGGACGAUGAAGACGAAGAAAUUCAAAUCCUCCAGGAAACACUGAAUGAUGAUGUUACAAAACGUGCCAUCGUGCAACGGUUGACUUCCAUUCGUUCUGAUCAUUCUGACGAGAGCGCACCUCGAAAGCGCAUCAGCCGUAAUGAGUCCCGUUCCAGUUACAGAAAAGAAAAACCAACCCAAAUAGUCCCCAAAGCCACUCUAAUAGAGAAAGAAGAAUCAGCAACCGGAGGAGUAACGUUAGCCGUCUACAUAAAAUACAUCAAAGGUAUUGGCCUAUCUCUUGGACUUUACUCUGUCGUGUUCAGCAUUAUCACCCAAGGAGCUGGAGUUUAUUCCAGUCUUUGGCUUUCGGACUGGUCCGAAGAUCCGAAAGCCAUCACCGAUACAACCGUCCGGGACACGUACCUUGGAGUGUACGGGGCCUUGGGUGGUGUCCAAGCGAUUGCUUUGUUCAUCGGAUCUGUGGCGAUUGGUUUGGGCAGUCUUAAGGCUGCCAAAGAGCUCCAUGACAAUCUUCUGGAAAGUUCGAUGAAGAUGCCCAUGUCAUUCUUCGAUACCACUCCCCUUGGACGUAUUAUCAAUCGGUUUUCCAAAGACGUGGAUGUGAUGGACAACGUGCUGCCUGCGACCAUACGCGCUUGGCUAUUGUUCUUCUGCAGUGUCAUCGGAGUGUUUGUUGUUAUUGGAAUAUCCACACCAAUUUUCCUGGCUGUUGUUCCACCGCUUGCAGUGAUUUACUACUUUAUCCAAAGUGUUUACAUAGCGACGUCGAGACAGUUGAAACGUUUGGAGUCCGUCACUCGUAGUCCCAUCUAUUCUCAUUUUGGUGAGAGUAUCAGCGGCCAAUCCACUAUCCGUGCCUAUAACGAGCAGGCAAGAUUCACCCUAGAUUCCGAAGAUAAAGUGGACUUCAACCAGAAGGUAUCUUAUCCAACGAUAAUUGCGAAUCGAUGGUUAGCAAUUCGGCUGGAAAUCGUUGGUAGUUUGGUAGUCCUAUUUGCUGCACUAUUUGCAGUGCUUGCGAAGGACACCAUUGGACCAGCUACCGUUGGACUAUCUAUUUCUUAUGCCCUUCAAAUCUCUUCCACGUUGAGUUUCAUGGUGAGAAUGACCGCUGAAGUGGAAACAAACAUCGUCGCUGUGGAACGUUUGGAAGAAUAUACUGUUUUGCCGAGGGAAGAUGCAUGGCAGAAGGGCUCAGUUGACAAGAGCUGGCCGUCGGAAGGAAAUGUAGUGUUCAAGGACUUUAAACUACGAUAUCGGGAAGGAUUGGAGCUGGUCAUCAAAGGCAUUUCAAUCGACGUUAAAGGUGGCGAGAAGAUUGGAAUUGUAGGAAGGACUGGUGCUGGAAAAUCGAGUUUGACAUUAGGACUAUUCAGAAUUGUGGAAGCUGCUGGGGGACAAAUCAUCAUCGACGGUGUCGAUAUUUCGCAAAUCGGACUUCACCAGCUGCGAGGACGGCUGACCAUCAUUCCUCAGGAUCCGGUGCUCUUCUCCGGAACCCUGCGUAUGAAUGUCGAUCCAUUCGGUACUUAUUCCGACGAUCAGGUGUGGAAAGCACUGGAACUAUCACAUCUGAAAACCUUUGUGAAAGGUUUGCCAGCUGGACUGACACAUGAAAUAGCCGAAAAUGGAGAGAACCUCUCCGUCGGUCAGCGCCAACUAAUCUGUCUGGCCAGAGCCGUCUUGCGGAAAACGAAGGUUUUGAUUUUGGAUGAGGCGACUGCUGCGAUUGAUUUAGAAACGGAUGACUUGAUUCAGAAAACAAUCCGUACGGAGUUUGCCGAGUGCACAAUUCUGACGAUCGCUCAUCGUCUCAACACAAUUCUGGAUUCCGACAAGGUGUUGGUGUUGGACAAGGGUCUCGUGGCCGAAUGUGAUUCACCGCAGAAUCUACUUGCAGAUAGGAAUACUAUUUUCCAUAGUAUGGCGAAGAAUGCGGGUAUUGUUAGUUGAGUUCGAGAUUUUAGAUUGGAAAGUAAAUUCAUGUGGUUGUUUUAAAUUGUAUAUUUAUGUAAUAUAUUAGUUAUAAAAGCAGAACACUGUCAAUA